AUGGAGCCCCUACACAUGACCGAAUUCGGCUCCGACCGGUAUCUUGAGAAGUUUCACCAGUCCCAGGCGAACUCAGCGAACUCGGCACCCGCAGCCAUAACGCCACCCGAAUCUCCUUCAUCGCAAUUCAUUUUACCCCUACGCGGGUCACUCUCGGAGGUGGAAGCUCUGACAACCAAACCCGGCGAUCAAAAGCGCCCCGAAAGGAAGGGAUUCGGCUUUCUCAGGUCUAGAUUCCACAGUAGAGGCUCUCAAGCUUCAACCGCAAGCACAACCGCAGCCCCAGGCACAACUGAGGUCAAGGAACAACGGCCAGUGUCGACACACUCCAUAGUUUCCCGGAAAAGUGUCGCUUUUGAUCAACUCUUUGCCGGGCUUCCCAACGAGUUACAAAUCGAGAUCAUCGCCUCACUUCCGCUCUCAGACGUUUUAAAUCUGCGGUUAGCAUCUCGAUCCCUCCAUGCUCUGGUGUCGCUUAACGAAACACCGAUCACCCGCUACCACCUCGAUCAUCACGUACCCGCGUACGCCAAGCGCCUUUACCCAGCACCCGAUAAAACGCCUCUCAACUUUCAUUACCUCUGCGGCAUCUGGCAUCGGCUCCAUGUUGCGGCAAAGUUAUCGUACCUGAUUUGCGAAUGGGUGUCCAACGAGAUGUUCUUCAGGAACACGGUAGAGAAAAAGAGGGAAUUCGCUCCUCAAAGAGAACGGAUGCGACGGCGCCUAAUACCCAUGGUUUUUACUGUCUUCCACUUCUUUGAGACCUACCGAACUCUUCAUCUCCAGUAUAUCGCUGAAAACGGUUAUGGAUUGCACCGCACUCCCUACACGGUUAACCCCAUCGAGCUCAAGAUUCUCAACAUGUACGACAACCGAACCCUUUUUCAGGUCCACCAAAUUUUCCCACUGGUGAUGGCGUCUUUCGGCAGGCGUCUUCGGCCACCGUCUUAUGUUGGGCGGGUCGAGCGAUCGCUGAGGGGCUAUCUCCGGGAGAAACCCCCGGAGGAUGUCCACGUCGCGAUUCUCUGCCUCGGAGGCUUGCGGGAGGUGGAGAAGCUAUGGGAGGUCAAAGGCUACAACGCUCGACGUGCGGCUGUUGACGUUUGGUAUUCAUCCAUCUCCAAGGAAGCACCAGAGCCCGAGACAAAAAAGCGUCGGGGGAUGCUAGGAUUAAAACGCAGGAAAUCCGCGCUUGGGUUAACAAGAACGACUAGCAACGAGUCCGUUUCUGCCCCCCGGGCUUCAGAUGCUUCGAGCAUUGCACGAGGCAAACAGCCGGAGAGUUUGGUGUUUUGCACAAGUUUAUCGGCUGGCAUGCCUAUGGGUUCCUUAACGAAGGAGGAGAAUAAGGCACUCCUAUCUGAUUUGCCGGGCCUCCACAGAAUUUGGCAGGAGACUGCCGAAGCCAUGAUCUUGGGUCGCAAGAUCGUGGAACGUCCCAUCGAUAUGCGCCAAGAUGCUCGCAUUUUCACCAACCUCAUUAGCAGUGAUAUCGCCGAGGACGAAGACCAGUGGUUAUAUGGCAUCACCGUCACAGAGUCGGUACGCCCUAAUCUGGAUGCAAUAGAAGAGGACUCCUUGGAAUGCCCCUGA
Dichotomopilus funicola is the source of this 1593-nucleotide messenger RNA. RefSeq lists its product as uncharacterized. Gene Ontology annotation, molecular function: protein binding. Lineage: Eukaryota; Fungi; Ascomycota; Sordariomycetes; Sordariales; Chaetomiaceae. The record is from RefSeq and is a predicted model, not a curated record. The transcript is spliced from 2 exons. The coding region runs from base 1 to 1593 and encodes 530 amino acids.